Molecule: messenger RNA, 2049 nt
Organism: Brachypodium distachyon (stiff brome)
Lineage: Eukaryota; Viridiplantae; Streptophyta; Magnoliopsida; Poales; Poaceae
Exons: 3
Coding region: 24-1574 (516 amino acids)
Biological process (GO): protein polyubiquitination; ubiquitin-dependent protein catabolic process; positive regulation of proteasomal ubiquitin-dependent protein catabolic process
Cellular component (GO): ubiquitin ligase complex; cytoplasm
Molecular function (GO): nucleic acid binding; zinc ion binding; RNA-DNA hybrid ribonuclease activity
Source: RefSeq, a predicted model, not a curated record
AAUGACUAAAAAUUUUGGUCAAAAUGCAGACAAAGGUGCCACAUUUUGUCGAUUUCUUGUCCGGAAUCACUGCAAUUCCGACAGCAGGAAACCCUAAACCCUCGCCUGUCCCCCACCGUGACCGACCGACCAUGGCCGGCGGCGACGAACUCGCCGCCCUCCACGAGCAGGCCGUCCUCGCCUCCUGUGCCGCCGUCUCCGCCUCCGACCUCGACCUCGCCUUCCAGCUCCAGGUCGCCGAGGCCAUCCAAGCUUCUCUCCGCACCAACGGUAACCCCUCCUCUUCCAAUGCUGCCACCGCCGUUGCCUCCUCCUCGUUCCAGCCCGCCCCCGCGCUCGAGUCCUCGGACGUCGCGUACGCCAUGGCCAUCCAGGCCGCCGACGCCUGCCGCGCGCACCACGCCCUAGCGGCCGCCUCCGUCCGCGUCGCCGCCCACGACGCCCUCUUCGCGCGCGAGCUCGCCGCCGUCCCGGAGGACAAAUGGGCCCGCGACGGCGACAACAUCGAGCGCCCGCUGGACCCCGCUCGCCCUCUCUUCCGCGUCUUCUUCAAGGGCAUGUCCAGCAAGGAGAUGGUGGGGCCACGGGAGCGAGACCCCGGCGUCGCGGUGCUCGCCGUGGCCGUGUGCGGCCCUCGGGGGGAGGUGGUGCUCAGGAUUCAGAAGCCGGUGGAAGCGUCUGUGGGCGGGCGCAUGACGCUCGAGGUAUUGGCGCUCAACGAAGCCCUCCACGCGGCGCUUGGUUUGGGGAUCCGAAGCAUCAAGAUUGUCACCGAUUACAAAGUGCUGCACAACCAUCUGCUUGGAAUUUGGCGUCCGGCACAAAAGAAGCUUGCAGAUAUGAUAAAUCAGGUUCUGUUGGUACGAAAGAAUUUCGAGAAAUGUGAAAUCUUACUUGUUGAACGAAGUCAACUUCAAUACGGGAGGAAACUAGCCAUGGAUUCAUUAGGGUCUCAGAUUGCCAAAGCUAUUGCUGUUAAUGCUGGCAUGGGGAUGAGAGAGAACUGCCCGAUCUGCCUGGAAGACACUGAUGUUUCUAAGAUUCAUGCAGUUGAAGGUUGUUCACACCGCUUUUGCUUCUCCUGCAUGAAGGAGCAUGUGAAAGUUAAGCUACUCCAUGGAAUGCUCCCAGCUUGCCCACAAGAUGGUUGCACUAAACAGCUAACUGUAGAGGGUUCAAAGGUAUUCCUAUCGCCACGACUGUUAGGGAUCAUGGUGCAACGUAUAAGGGAAGGACAAAUCCCUCCUACUCAAAAGGUUUAUUGUCCGUACCCCAAGUGCUCAGCCUUAAUGUCGUUGAGUGAAGUGAUACAGCCAAUGGAAGCAUCUUCUUCAAAGUACACUGCUGCUGAUGCCGCCACAUUGAGAAAGUGUAUCAAAUGCAGAGGCUCGUUCUGCAUCAGGUGUAAGGUUCCAUGGCAUGACCGGUUAACUUGCUACCAGUACAAGAUAAUGUACCCCGAUGCUCAAUCAGAAGAUGCUAAGUUAAAAAACCUUGCGAAGCACUGGAUGUGGCGCAACUGUGCCAAAUGCAAUCACAUGAUUGAACUCGCAGAGGGUUGCUACCAUAUAUGACUUGCGUGUGCGGCUAUGAAUUCUGCUACACCUGUGGGAAAACAUGGAAGGACAAGAAACCAACAUGCACAUGCCCUCUGUGGGACGAGCGCAAUAUAAUCCGUAAUGAUGCCAGGGUCAACAUUGUCCGUGAAGACAUUGAGGAAGAUGAAGAUGACUACGAGGAUGAAUACUACGUCGAAGAAGGCCAUCGCUAUAACCUGCGCUAGGGCCAUCAUGGUCGUGGUGACGGAAGGGGCAACUACCGUGACCUUUUCCACUGUUAACAUCACUAGUCCAUGGUCCAGAACUGCCACUACGUUCUUUUGCGUCUCUAUAUCCACUUCCUGUUCAGCUCUGUAGAUAAGCAGCAUCACCCUCUCCUGUUAGUAUUAGCUAACCGACUGAUGUGCUAUCAUAUUUCGAUGCUUUUCAUUUUGUGCCAGACAUGAACUUAUGCACUUGGCCGAAAUUGAUGAACACUAUGUUUGGUUUA